AUGGCUGAUGGGAAUCAGGCGUACCCAACAAACCAACCUCACCAAGAGAUGCAGAGGCAGAAUGAGCAGCCUCCGUUGUUUCUACCACAAGGAGUAGGUCAAAACAAAGCUCCCACACCUGCAUCAAAUGGUCCAUUUCAGCCCAGUGGAGCGUUUCACACUGGAGCACACUGGAGACCUCUGACUGCCCUUCCUCAGUCUUCACCCAACAUGAAUGGCUUUCCUGCACAGCAUCUACAGCAGUCAAGAAUGCCAAUAACAAAUCCAGCUCCACAGCCUCCCCCACAUGUAUACCAGACACCAAAUCUCCAGCAGAGACCUCCAGGCCAGGUCUCAUACCCACCUCCAUCAGUUCAGCCAGCUGGUUCAUUUAUGAAUGGACCAGGCAAUACAAACAUUAGACCCUCAGCGACAUCAAAUUUCCCACCCUCGGUUGGUUUUGCACCACCACCAAGAGCCGGAUAUGGAAUGGCGCCACCACAAAGUGGUAAUCAAGCUGUUGGAUCACCUCAGCCACCUCCCCCCUCACAGAGUUUAGGUCAACCACCGUCGUCACUGCCUUAUAGUGUCGGGGUUCAAGGUUCAGCAGGGGACGGCCAACAGAGUCGCCCGAAUGAAUUACCUAUGCCUUUUCAUGGACAAGGGCAGUAUUCACAUCAGGUCAACCCUCUUCAGCAGAGGACUCCGAUUACAACCCCAACUAAUUCAGAGCCUUCAUCUGAAAGAUCUUCAAGAGGGCCAUCUCCAGUUUCAGGCUCAACUAUUGAUGCUUUAGAAGGACAGUUCAGCCCAGGGCAUGGUGUUGCUAAAAGUCCAACAUCCAGUCAAGGCCCAAGAAUGCCACCUGUAGCAACUGGUACAUUCUCUCCUCCACUGCAAGGCCAUUUACCAGCCCAGUCUAUGGGACAGCCUGUCUUUUUGCCUCCUCCUCCUCGGCCUGGAUUUCCUCUGAUUCCGCCACAGUCUGCAUUGCCACCGUCACAGCAGCAGCUGCCAGGACAACUUGGGCAGAGGCUUCCUCCACCCCCGACAUCAGGUUUCUCCCCAAUGGGUCAGCCUUCCGGACCCCCUGGGGCACAGCCACGAUUUUCACACCCCCCUUUGCCUAGCACAGCUAGAGGUUUUCCUCCACCGCCCUCCUCCAGCACAGUACCAAAUGCUUUUCCUCCACCAAGUGUACCCCCAUUUGCACCUCCUCCAUCUUCUGGCAGUGUAUCCCCACCUAUGGCUGGAGCAGGAACUGGAUCAUUGCCUCCCCCAUUAAGAGGUUCAAUGCCUGGAACACAGCCGCCGCUGCCCCCACUGCCAGGUUCACAGUACUCAUCUAUGCCACCUGCAGGCUUACCCCCAUCAUAUCAAUAUGGACAACCUGGACCCCAGCAGCCUGGUGUAGGCAUGAAUGCGGUCACACAAAACUUGGGUGCCAUGGGUAUUCAGGAGUCACAACGAGUGGUCAAUUUGUUAACUGAAAGACAGCUGAUCCCACCGGAAGGUAUAGAGACAGCAAAGCCAGUGCUGCCCAAUGAUUUAAAAAAAGUUAACUGCAACCCAGAUGUGUUUCGAUGUACUCUAAAUGCAUUGCCACAGAAUUCUGCUUUGCUCAGUAAGGCCAGAUUGCCCUUAGGAAUUCUGAUUCAUCCCUUUCGAGACCUGUCGCAACUGCCUGUCAUUCAGUCCAGUGUAAUUGUGAGGUGUCGGUCAUGCCGGACGUACAUUAACCCCUUUGUUGUGUUUGUUGACCAGCGACGAUGGAAGUGUAACCUUUGCUUCAGGGUCAAUGACUUGCCUGAUGAGUUUUCCUUUGACCCAGUUACUAAAACCUAUGGUGACCCCCAGCGACGGCCUGAAGUGAAGUCAGCAACAAUAGAGUUUAUUGCUCCUUCUGAAUACAUGCUGAGACCGCCCCAGCCUGCAGUCUAUUUGUAUUUGUUGGAUGUGUCUUUCAAUGCUGUAGAAACUGGUUACUUAUCACAGUUCAGCCAGAUCUUAUUGGACGAGCUGGAUAAACUGCCAGGAGAUGCACGCACAAGUAUUGGCUUUCUGUGUUACGAUAGUUCACUGUAUUUCUUUAACCUGGCAGAGAAUCUUUCUCAGCCACAGAUGCUGUGUGUGCCUGAUCUGGAAGAUGCAUUUUUACCGUGCCCUGACAACCUUCUAGUCAAUUUGCAUGAGAGCAAAGAGUUGAUUGUCGACCUCCUUAAUCAGCUGCCAAAUUUAUUUCAAGGGAACCUAGAGACAGGGAGUGCCUUGGGGGCAGCACUUCAGGCGGCUCAUAAACUAAUGAGCCUGACAGGUGGAAGGAUAACAGUCAUGCAGACGUGUUUACCCACAGCUGGUCCUGGAGCUCUGCAGAACAGAGAUGCUGGAAACAUUGCAGGGAAGAAUACAUCCAUCAUUGGUCCAGCAACAGAUUUCUACAAGAAAUUAUCUCUUGAUUGUUCAGCACAACAAAUUGCAGUGGAUUUGUUUAUGUUGAAUGGGCAGUAUGCAGACAUAGCCACUUUAUCGUGCAUAUCCAAGUAUUCAGCAGGCUCCGUCUACUACUAUCCCUCAUUCCAUACUGUGAAGAACCCUGGACUUGUGGACAAGUUUGACACUGACCUGCGGAGGUAUCUCACAAGGAAGAUUGGGUUUGAGUCUGUCAUGAGAAUCAGGUGCACCAGAGGACUAAGCAUCCAUACCUUCCAUGGAAACUUCUUUGUGAGGUCCACUGACCUCUUAUCGCUGCCAAACAUCAACCCAGAUGCAGGAUUUGGCAUGCAGAUGUCCAUUGAAGAUAACCUAGUGGAUUCCAGCACAGUGAGCUUUCAGGCGGCUUUGUUGUACACAUCCAGCAAAGGGGAGCGAAGAAUACGAGUACACACACUAUGUGUGCCGGUGACCAAUCAGAUCAGUGAAGUGUUUGCCGGCGCUGACCAGCAAGCCAUUAUUGCGCUGCUAGCAAAAAUGGCUGUUGACAAAUCUUUGAACUCCUCGAUAACCGAUGCCCGUGAUGCCAUGAUGAAUGCAUCCCUGGAUGCCCUGGUGUCAUUCAGUCAACAGAUCCCAGCCUCCCAGCGGGUGGGCGCCUUCUUGGCUCCAUAUUCUCUCCGCCUCGUACCAGUAUUUAUUCUGGCCAUGUUGAAACAUGUAGCGUUCAACCUGUCAGGAAACACAAAGAUUGAUGACAGGGUAUUUGCCAUGCAGCAGUGCAAGGUGUUGCCCGUGUCCUACCUGCUACAGUACCUGCACCCACAUCUGUAUCCCCUGCAUCGACUCAGUGAUGAGAAACCAAUUAAGUGUGGCAAAGAGGAGAUCCCAAGUGCUCCCUUACUGCAGUUGUCUUCUGCAAAUAUCGACCGCACAGGACUGUUUCUCAUGGAUGCUGGAGAGGCCAUGUAUUUGCUAGUCGGAAGUGGGAUUGGAGACCAGAUGUGCCAGGAUGUCUUUGGCAAACCAAAUUUUAUGUCAGUACCUGAAGGCAUGAUGGAUCUACCAGAGUUGGAAAACCCAACAUCGGAGAGGAUUCGCAACUUUGUUAAUUACCUAAUGGAUUCAAGACCUUAUGGAGUAACUUUUUUGGUGAUCAGGGAUGACAGCAAGCACAGACAGCUGUUCUUUCAGCACAUGUUGGAGGACAGGGCCGAGAACAGCAUGUCGUACUACGAGUUCCUACAAUUCUUGCAAGGCAAAACUAAAGUUUGA
Messenger RNA from Candidula unifasciata, 3684 nucleotides. NCBI's taxonomy places the organism in Eukaryota, Metazoa, Mollusca, Gastropoda, Stylommatophora, Geomitridae. The record is from the annotation of a GenBank genome assembly.